AUUUUGUUUGUGAAUUAUACAUCGGUAGAGAACAUGUCGUCGAGAUACGAUCGCGCUAUUACCGUCUUUUCACCGGACGGCCACUUGCUGCAGGUAGAGUACGCCCAAGAAGCGGUCCGCAAAGGAUCGACCGCAAUCGGAGUGCGCGGUAAGGAUGUUGUGGUGCUCGGCGUAGAAAAGAAAUCUGUCGCCAAACUGCAGGAAGAACGUACCGUCCGGAAGAUUUGUCUGCUGGACCAUCAUGUCGUGAUGGCAUUUGCUGGCCUAACGGCCGACGCUCGUGUACUGAUCAACCGCGCCCAGGUACAGUGCCAGUCACACAAACUCUCGGAGGAAGAUCCCGUUACGCUGGAGUACAUCACCCGCUACAUUGCUGAGCUGAAGCAGAAACACACGCAGAGCAACGGACGUCGUCCUUUUGGCAUUUCCUGCCUGAUCGGUGGCUUCGACUAUGACGGCGUACCGCAUCUAUACAAAACGGAACCAUCCGGUGUGUACUGCGAGUGGAAGGCCAACGCUACGGGCCGCUCGGCGAAGACGGUGCGCGAAUUCCUAGAGGAGCACUAUUCUCCGGCCGCGGUCAGUACAGAGGAGGGAACGAUCACGCUAGCAAUACGGGCCCUGCUUGAGGUGGUGCAGUCUGGACAGAAAAGCCUAGAGGUUGCGGUAAUGAGACGCGACGAACCGAUGAAGAUGCUGGACGCUCAAACGAUUGAAGAGUACGUGAAAAAGAUUGAACUAGCGAAGGAGGAGGAGGCAGAGAAGAAAAAGGCGAAGAAGUGAUUUACCCUCGCUG
Molecule: messenger RNA, 796 nt
Organism: Anopheles marshallii
Lineage: Eukaryota; Metazoa; Arthropoda; Insecta; Diptera; Culicidae
Gene: Prosalpha4
Product: proteasome subunit alpha type-7-1
Exons: 1
Coding region: 34-783 (249 amino acids)
Biological process (GO): ubiquitin-dependent protein catabolic process
Cellular component (GO): proteasome core complex, alpha-subunit complex; nucleus; proteasome core complex
Source: RefSeq, a predicted model, not a curated record